This is a messenger RNA of Acanthamoeba castellanii str. Neff, 1518 nucleotides long. RefSeq names its product AcetylCoA carboxylase, carboxyltransferase component, putative. Bases 1 to 1518 code for a protein of 505 amino acids. Gene Ontology annotation, cellular component: mitochondrion. The transcript has 8 exons. Gene Ontology annotation, molecular function: propionyl-CoA carboxylase activity. NCBI's taxonomy places the organism in Eukaryota, Discosea, Longamoebia, Acanthamoebidae. The record is from RefSeq and is a predicted model, not a curated record.
AUGACCAUGACCGCUGCCGCUGGCUGGCGCGGGGGCGCUGCGGCGCGCAUGCUGCACUCGAGCGGUGCGAGGGCGGCCCUGGCCGCAUCGGCUGAGCAGCGCGUAGAGACCAAGCGUGCCGAGGCACUGGUGGGGGGCGGUCUCCCACGCAUUGCUGCGCAGCACAAGAAGGGCAAGCUCACAGCGCGCGAGCGUCUCGAGCUCCUGCUCGACCCUUCAUCCUUCCGCGAGGAGUCCAUGUUCGUUGAGCACCGCUCCACCGACCCGGCCAUCGUCAACCAGAAGACUAUCAACGGACGCCUGGUGUACGUGUUCAGCCAGGACUUCACCGUCUUCGGCGGUUCUCUCUCCGAGACUCACGCCGAGAAGAUCUGCAAGGCACGCUUUCCCUCUCGUGUGAUGGACCAGGCCAUGAAGGUGGGCGCACCGGUGAUCGGUCUCAACGACUCGGGCGGCGCCCGUAUCCAGGAGGGCGUGGCCUCGCUCGGCGGCUACGCCGAAGUGUUCCAGCGCAACGUGCUCGCUUCGGGCGUCGUCCCUCAGAUCUCCCUCAUCAUGGGUCCCUGCGCUGGCGGUGCUGUGUACUCGCCCGCCAUCACCGAUUUCACGUUCAUGGUCAAGGACACCUCCUACAUGUUCGUCACCGGCCCCGAGGUCGUCAAGACCGUCACCCACGAGGACAUCACACACGAGGGCCUCGGUGGUGCCCGCACCCACACCAGCAAGUCUGGCGUGGCCCACGGCUCGUUCACCAACGACGUGGAGGCCCUGUCUAUGGAGCGCUGCGAGGAGUCGCUCGACGUGUUGGUGCCGCCCGAUCCCAACCACCCCUACGACAUGCACGAGGUGAUCGACAAGAUCGUGGACGACGCCAACUUCUUCGAGAUCAUGCCCGACUACGCCCGCAACCUCAUCGUCGGCUUCGCCAGAUUCGAGGGCCGCACGGUCGGCGUGGUGGGUAACAACCCGGUGGAGCUGGCCGGUUGCCUGGACAUCAACGCCUCGACCAAGGGCGCGCGCUUCGUGCGAUUCUGCGACGCCUUCAACAUCCCCAUCGUCACCCUCGUCGACGUGCCCGGCUUCCUCCCCGGCACUGCCCAGGAGUACGGUGGUAUCAUUCGCCAUGGCGCGAAGCUGCUGUACGCCUACGCCGAGGCGACGGUGCCCAAGAUCACGUUCAUCACGCGGAAGGCCUACGGUGGCGCCUACGACGUGAUGAGCAGCAAGCACCUGCGCGGCGACGCCAACUACGCGUGGCCCCGCGCGGAGAUCGCCGUCAUGGGCUCCAAGGGCGCAGUCGAGGUCCUGUACCGCGGCAAGGCUGGCGUCGACAUGGUCAAGCUCGAGGCCGAGUACCGGGACAAGUUCGCCAACCCGCUGGCCGCCGCGUCGCGCGGGUUCAUCGACGACGUGGUGUCGCCGCGCCUCACGCGCCGCAUCAUCUGCGAGGACCUCGAGGUGCUGCGCAACAAGCAGCUCGACAACCCCUGGAAGAAGCACGGCAACAUCCCUCUCUAA